ACGCGGUGUCAGAAAGGCGUUAAAUGUUACCAAAAUACAAACUACCGUCUUGACAAAAUGACCCGUUUGGACUGCGGGCUUCACGCUUUUGGACAAAGAGGCUCCCCCAUUCACCUCUUCAUCGCACUUCUGACGGCCCUGGAAAUCUGCAACACAUUGGAAUUACCACAUGAAGAAGAGAGAUUGCAGCAGGAUCUGCCGCAGUAUGAAGUGGUUCACCCCACUCGAGUGGAUGCCAGAGGUCACUUCCUGUCCAACUUCCUGUCUCACCAUGCUAGCCGUGUACAGCGCCGGGAUGCCUCAGAGGGACCAGCAGGCGUAGAUCAAGUCUUCUACCAGUUGUGGCACGGAGGCCACAGGUUGUACUUUAACCUCACACUCAACCCACACCUGCUGGCCCCGGGCUUCCUGACCGAAAGGAGGUACGGUGGCCUGGAGGGGGCCAAGAUUCAUCCUCCUGGAUCCUCCCAGUGCCAUUUCUUAGGUGACGUGUGGGAUGAGGCUGUUGGUAAAGGAAGCGCUGCCAUAAGUACCUGUGAUGGACUGACAGGAUUGUUCAGGUUGUCUGAUGAAGAGUUUUUUAUUCAGCCUCUGGAGAAGUCGAGCGAUGACACGUCAGCAACUCAGGCCCAUGCCGUCUACAAACGCCAUGCGACCCCCCCCUCCUGGAGUCCAGUGGUACAGCCCAUCUCAGGGAAACAAGCUCUCAACGGUACCUGUGGAAUCAAAGCAUCACAGCAGAGUUUUGAAGACUUUGAAAGGCAGCGGGAGCAGUGGGAGCUCCGCCAGCAGAGGAGGAGGAGAAUUCAUCCGCGCUCAGUCAGCAAACAGAAGUGGGUGGAGACGCUGGUGGUGGCCGACCUUAAAAUGGUGGAGCAUCAUGGGAGCAAAGCUGUGGAAAGCUAUGUCCUGGCUGUCAUGAACAUUGUGGCGGGUCUGUUCAGAGAUCCCAGUAUUGGAAACGCAAUCAACAUUGUGGUGGUUCGACUCAUAUUACUGGAGCAGGAUGAGGAUGACUUAAAGAUUACACACCAUGCUGACAACAGCUUGAACAGCUUCUGUAAGUGGCAGAAGAAACUAAACAUGAAAGGAGAGGAACACCCGCUCCACCACGAUGUAGCAGUUCUGCUAACAAGGAAGGACAUCUGUGCGUCCAUCAACAUGCCCUGUGAGACGCUGGGCCUGUCCCAUGUGGCGGGGAUGUGUCAGUCGCAUCGCAGCUGCAGCAUCAGCGAGGACACCGGCCUCCCUCUGGCCUUCACCGUCGCUCAUGAGCUGGGACACAACUUUGGGAUUCAGCAUGAUGGCAACGGUAAUGACUGUGAACCCAUUGGGAAACGACCUUUCGUCAUGUCUCCACAGCUCCUGUACGGCACCUCCAUGCCCAGGUGGUCCCGCUGCAGCCGCCAGUAUAUCACCCGCUUCCUAGAUCGUGGCUGGAGCUGGUGCCUUGAUGAUGCCCCGGUGAAGGAACAGCUGUCUCUGAACUCGGUGCUUCCCGGGGUCCUGUACAGCGCGGCCCAUCAGUGCCGGCUGCAGUAUGGAUCUGGAUCCCUGCUCUGUGAUGACAUGGACAAUGUAUGCAGCACUCUGUGGUGCACUGUGGGAACCACGUGCCACUCGAAGCUAGACGGGGCUGUGGAUGGGACCAGUUGUGGCGUGGACAAGUGGUGUUUCAGUGGAGAGUGUGUGACAGUUGGACAUGAGCCGGAGAGUGUUAGCGGUGGCUGGGCCUCGUGGAGCGAGUGGUCGGGCUGUUCGAGGACGUGUGGGGCUGGGGUCCAGAGCGCCCAGAGAGACUGUGAUAACCCCAUUCCUAAGUAUAGAGGGAACUAUUGUCUGGGAGAGAGGCGGAGGUUCAAGAUCUGCAGCCCCACACCGUGUCCUCAUGACCUGCCCACCUUCAGAGACCUCCAGUGCAGUCACUACAACACAUUGCCAUACAAGGGCAAGUUCUACAAGUGGGAAGCAGUCAUCAACAGAGCCAGCCCUUGUGAGCUGCACUGCCAUCCACUGAAAGAGCACUUUUCUGACAAGAUGCAGGACGCCGUCGCUGAUGGGACUCCGUGCUACCAAGGAAACAAAAGCAGAGAUGUGUGCGUCAAUGGCAUCUGUAAGAAUUUAGGCUGUGACUAUGUGAUUGACUCCAGAGCUGUAGAGGAUCGCUGCGGGGUGUGUCAUGGCAACGGCUCCACCUGUGCCACUGUGAAGAGAACAUUUGAAGAAACAGAAGGGCUCGGCUAUGUAGACAUUGGACUGAUCCCAGAGGGAGCUUGGGAUAUCCGUAUUGAGGAGAUGGCUGAAGCUGGGAACUUCUUGGCACUACGAAGCGACUCCCCCAACAAGUAUUUUCUGAAUGGCGGCUGGACGAUCCAGUGGAAUGGAGAGUACAAGGCAGCCGGGACGGUUUUCACCUACGAGAGGACGGGACAACUGGAGAACCUGACGUCCCCCGGGCCCACCAUGGAACCACUGUGGAUUCAGCUUCUCUUUCAGGAGACGAACCCUGGGGUGCGGUACGAGUACACAAUCAGUCGCAAUAUAUCUGAGGACAACAACAUCCCUGCAUCAGUUUUCUACUGGAAAUAUGGGUCAUGGACUGAAUGCAGUGUUACCUGUGGAGCAGGUGUCCAGAGGCUGAUCGUUCACUGUGUGGAAAAGACAACCGGGAUAGUGGAGGAGCAUUUCUGUGACCCUUUAACACGGCCUGACAAUAACCAAACCAGCUGCAACAAGGAUCCGUGUCCAGCCAUAUGGUGGGUCGGUGAGUGGCAGAAAUGUUCAGCCAGCUGUGGGAGCUCUGGCCUAAGUAAAAGGACGGUGCUCUGCGUUCAGGCAGUAAGUGCUGAGGAGCAGAAAGCACUUCAGCCCAGUGAAUGUGAACGCACACCCACACCGGAGUCACUCUCCUCCUGCAACACACACAUCCCCUGCCCUGCAGACUGGGCCUCCAGCAGCUGGACGAAGUGUUCGCUGACCUGUGGAAGUGGAGUACGCCGUCGUAAUGUAACCUGCUCUAGAAACACCGGCAUUGACUGUGACCCUCAGAAGAAGCCCCUCGCUGUCACUUCCUGCUACAUCCAGGACUGUGCACCGGUGGUGGAUAACUUUGGAGGGGUCGACUUGUCUGGAAGUGGCUGGUCGAGCAAAGAAGUGCUUAAUGAAAUUAACUCUAUUCCUGAAGUCAAACCUCCCCCCAAACACAGCACCACCAGAGCCCAGCCAAGAAGUAACAGCAAUAAUCUUAACAACAUUGUUGAAGGAGACUUCCACUACCACAAUAACAUUGAAAAUAUUAAUCAUUCUCCAGAAAACACUGUUCAAGUGGACGAUUUUUACUAUGACUACAAUUUUAUCAACUUCCAUGAAGACUUAUCGGAUGACUUAGAGGAUGAUGUAAAAGAUUCAGGGGACAGAGUUGGUCCUCCACAGGGGGCCAAGCCAACCAGCAGCAUAAAAGAAAACACUUACAUUGAAACUACAAAAGCUCCUUCAGCCAUUUCUACAAUCUCAAAGGCCACUGCCAACACUUUGAGAACUGAAGAGCCACAGAAUAUAAAUCAGGACGAAACGAAGGUCAACGGAAAUUCAUCAACAAAGGAGUCGGUGCAAACAAAUUCUGAACAUUUGCACGACUUCCUAUCCGAGGAUUACCUUCUGCCUGUAUCUACCACUCGCUCGCCGCCAUUGUCUACAACCGAGCAUUCAAAAACACUUAAAGAGACACAUGAUGAGGAUGUGAGGUGGCCUGAAAAAAUAAGCUCAAUUCCUGAUCUGGUUUUCACUACCGAGGAGCCCACACAGGAUGCCAAGUGGGAGCAAUAUGUGGAGGAGUCGGAAAAAAACUAUGACAUUUUCAAUGAGGAGGAAAAUCAAACUCAGGAUGUCACAGUGACUGCAAAGUAUGCUGACCACGCUCUCGGCCAUAAAACCACUAUCAAGACUGAUUUGAAAACAGUGGGGGCUCAGGGGACGGAGGAAGAUGAAGAAUAUAAUUACAGCUACAAGGACAAACGUACGCUAAGUCCAUAUAUCAAUGCAGGAGAGGAAGAUGUAGACAGUCCAGAUUUUUCAGUCUCUCCUACACCAGUGCAUCUGGACGAAAGUGCUUCAGAAAUACCUCAAACAACCAGCCAAACAUUAAUAUUGCAAACUGCCUUCACAUUGGAGGAUUUGGACUUGGAUCAGACUUAUUUGAAUACGUUGUAUGCCACUAGUGAGGGUAAUUUAUGGGAGUCACACCUUGACCUCAGUACAACCUCACUUCCUGCCUCGGAGACAUCCACUCCUCUUCCCAUUCCCUUUCUGCAAACCUCAGGUAACAGAGAGGCCUCUGAUGACUACACGUCGUUAACUGCAACAGAAAUUGUAUCUCCUACAAACCUGGAGGGAGCCACUCCGCCUUCUCCAGAUGAUUUCUUGCCAGCUACAGUUAAACAAAUACAGACAAAGCCCGCCUUCACAGAAAGAACUGGAGCAGAUUCCACAUCCCGAACUCCUACGUUUGAUUCAGCUGAUUUUGAUUACAACGAUAUAAUCGUCCCCCCGAUGAUUGGGAGCAGCAGUGACACUGAUCAGGACUCUUCAUACCAGCUGACAACAGCCACAGAAACCCCUCCUCAACAUAACACAAUGCCAGUGCAGCACAUGGAAACACCUACACCUGCUGUGCCCAUUUUGCCAAACCAUCCACCUAUUCUGUGGCCGCUUCCAGAGCCAUCAUCUGCGCCAACUUCAGCCUCCACACAAGUGACAACUGCUGCCUACUGGGUCACCGGCAACUGGAGUGCUUGCUCCACCAGCUGUGGUCUGGGGGCCAUCUGGAGGACUUUGGCCUGCAGCACUGGCUCCAACUCAGGCUGCAAUCCCGCCAAGAGGCCAGCGCCAGCCCAGAGGUGCUACCUGCGCCCCUGCUCCACAUGGAAAUUAGAAGAAUGGAGUGAGUGUUCCAAGAAUUGUAAAGGAGGCAUUAAAUCACGAGAGGUCCAGUGUUUUGACCUGCGGGAUCAAAGACCUCUCCGACCUUUCCACUGCCGGGCCAUGUCCUCCAGGCCACAAACUCAAACGACCUGUAACCCUCAGCCGUGUCUCGACUGGUACACCUCGUCCUGGGGCCAGUGUUCUGAGGUGUGUGGCGGAGGUGAGCAGCAGCGUAUGGUCACCUGUCCAGAAGAGGAUCAAUGUGAUGUGGCCCUCCAGCCCAGCAACAUCCAAUCAUGUAGCAGCCAGCCAUGUGCUCAGUGGCUUACUGGAUCAUGGGGACAGUGUUCGGCUUCUUGCGGUGGCGGAGUGCAGCGUCGACUCAUCAAAUGUGUGAACACAAAGGCAGAGACGGACGAAGAAGUGGAUCAAGCCCAAUGUGAUCCUGAGCUGUGCCCGGAGAGCAUCCAGAAGUGUAACCUACAGGAGUGUGAGAGCGCCCCCUCUGGAGCAGUUUGCCUUCGUGAUCGGCUAACGUUUCGUUUCUGUCAGACGCUCCGCUGGCUCGGACGAUGCCACCUGCCCAACGUACGAGUGAAGUGCUGCAAAUCCUGCAGCCAGCGCUCCCGCUCCAGCAGCACGUCUUCCGCUAAAGCCGCAAUAAAGUAACCACUCAACAACUGGAACACUGAGGAAAUACAAAUCAUCACAGCUCUUUCUGUAUAUAUAUCUUUUCUAAUUAGAGUAGUUAUGAAUUAGUUCAACAACUCUGCAUGUUUGUGCUGGUGCUAUAAUUAUAUAGGGCUCAAAUGAUUUGGAGAAAUAAGAAAGCAUAGCCUCAUCCCCAGCAAAACAAUGAGAAUGUAGAUAUUUGUUUGCACUUUUUAUACUAUACAGUUUGACAAGAAUGACAUUUCAUGAAUUAAGACUUAGUAACAGAUGUAGUGUGGGCUCUUUUAUCAAUGUAGCCAGCUUAAAAAAAUCAUUAUUACACAUGCAGAUAAACUACUCAUUAACCUUUAUGGUUGGUACAAUGCUUUCAUUUAUUGACAGCAGCAGAAAAUUGACAGAUUAAAACAUACUGGUAUACAAUUUGCUGUGUGGUUUUUCCUUUAACGGGCCAAAGAAAACCAGGUGCUUCAUAAAUGCUUCAUGUAGCAUUCAUACAUAAUUGACUGUUGGCGAAGCCCGCUCCCCCUACUGUAAGUUACUGUUCUAACAGCUUUGCAAUGUCAGUGGUCCACCAUUUAAAUAAUUUGUUUACAAUGGGUCCCUGUUUUCAGACAUAAAUGACAGAUGUUGCACCUUUUAUCUGUAGCUAGCUUACUAAGCUAACUUAGCUUUAAAAGCUGAUAUCUCAGGCUGACUUUUUUGUGUUUCAAUCUCACAUGUUUUGAACCAUGGACUCAGUAAAGGAUCAUUUAAAUACACACUUGAUGGCUACCUAGAGCCUUCAAGUACCAGGUAAACGUUAUGCAUCCAAAAAACAACAUUGUUCUUGUGGCCUACUGCAGUGUAGACCUAGGGCGCCCCAUUAUGUAAAGGUACUGUAUGAUAAGAAAAAGCAUUAAUACCUUUUUUCUUCUUACAUUUUAAAUGUUUAGCUUGCAUAACUUGUUUUCCUAAUUCUUACAAAAAAAAACGAAUUUCUCUUUUCACUGGCUUGUCUGAACCGGGUUUGAGUUCAUGUGCAGCCAGAGCUCCGGUCAAGCACUUAUUGAUUUGGUGAAGGACUAUAUUAUAUACAUAUGUUGCUUCUGUUUAUUCAGUAAACUGAAAAGAAGAGCUUUGUCCAUCCCUAUUGACAGACCUGCAGUGUAGUUACGGUUGCUAAGCUAUGACUGGACAAUCAUUUCUUCUGGAGAAGGCUUUAGGAAAUGGUGGACUUUUUAAUGUCGUCAGCAAAAUACAGUCAACAGUAAAAAGCCUUUAAAGGUUGUAGCAUCAAUUACCACAUAUUUAAUGUCACACUUUUGCUUCACAUUAUUGUUCAUUCUUUUAAGUUACAAAGUAAAAUGUAAAUGGGAGAGGGAAGCUUCAGGAAAUACUUGGUGCUAGAGGCCACAUAGGCUCAAAAAACGUUCGGGCAGGUAUUGGCAGGCCCAGUGCCUCAUCUACUUGAAUAUUGGAUAAUUGAAUGGUAAUGUUUUAUAAAACCACAAGAUUAAAAUAUUCCGCAAGUUUAGCAUUUUAGAAAUGAGUUAAAAUCGAGGGAAUAAUAGUGUCCGAAUGGGUUUAGUAUGGUGAACAAGGGAUUAAGCUUUAUAUAUAAUAUUUGAUACUUUUGCAACUGUGGUUUUUAGUUUAAAUGUCGUACUGUACUUACACAAUUGUUGUUGGCAUUGACAUAUACAAUAUAUAGGCUGUAAUUCAGAGUCUUUCCAGAAGGAAUUGAAAAGCAGCUCAAACAUAACAACGCAGUUCAGCUAAAGCAUCCGCUAUGGCGUCAUCUCCUCCUGUGUUGAUUCAUGCUGUUAAAUGUCUAAAUGACAUAUCUGUGGAAAAGCUGUUUGUUGUAUAGAACAACAAAUCAAUUCUUUAAGAGGAAAAAGAGGGGGGGGGAAUCAGUAUAGUGUUUUUUUGUUUAAAUAAAGCAGGUGGGAAUAAGGUGGCUAUAGUCCAUACCAUGAAUAGAGCUGUUGACACCGGACGCAGCGUUAUAGUAGAAACAUUUCUUCUCUGGAAGAAUGUACAGGCCAUUUGUUCAAAACCUUUUUGUUCCCUAACGUACAAUAAUAAUAAUAAUAAUAAUAAUAGCUUGCAUUUAUAUAGCGCCUUUCAACG
This is a messenger RNA of Trematomus bernacchii (emerald rockcod), 7704 nucleotides long. RefSeq names its product A disintegrin and metalloproteinase with thrombospondin motifs 7. The record is from RefSeq and is a predicted model, not a curated record. Gene Ontology annotation, molecular function: metalloendopeptidase activity. The transcript is spliced from 24 exons. Gene Ontology annotation, biological process: proteolysis; extracellular matrix organization. Bases 58 to 5589 code for a protein of 1843 amino acids. Gene Ontology annotation, cellular component: extracellular matrix. NCBI's taxonomy places the organism in Eukaryota, Metazoa, Chordata, Actinopteri, Perciformes, Nototheniidae.